Orcinus orca (killer whale) is the source of this 2561-nucleotide messenger RNA. RefSeq names its product translation initiation factor IF-2-like. The coding region runs from base 74 to 1036 and encodes 320 amino acids. The record is from RefSeq and is a predicted model, not a curated record. The transcript has 2 exons. NCBI's taxonomy places the organism in Eukaryota, Metazoa, Chordata, Mammalia, Artiodactyla, Delphinidae.
UCCGGGGUGCACGUGAACGCGCACGCGUCACUCCCCUCUAACGCGGACACUUUGCCGGCGCGCGCACGCGCGGAUGCGUCGGCCUCGAAUCGCCCGCGCCCCCGCGACGCCGACGCGGCUCCCCGCCCCCCCUAGCGUCAGCCUGCCCGCCCUCCCGCCGGCCCACCGCCCCCGCUCCCCGUCGGCCUUCUUCCAGGGCUCGGGCCCGGCCCGCUGCUCGCGCCUGCGCGCAGGCCACAGAUCCUCCUCCGCGCGCGCCCUGCCCCCCACACGCCCUCGCUCGAACACACACUUCGCCUCUGUGACCCCGCCCCUCGCCGGCCAGCUGCGCCGGCGGCCCUCCCCCACCUCUUCUGGGAGGGUGGUGACCCCCCGACCCCCCACAAAGCACAACACCCCCCUCCCCAAGCAGAGGGGAGAAGCGCCCCAUUCCCCUUCAACCGCCCUCUGCGCGAGUCAGCCCGUCACAGUCGCACAACCUGAGGGCCGGGCGGCCUGGGCGAGGGCAGCCGUUGCCCGCCUCAAAGCGGGGUCUCCCGGGGUCAGGCUGCUGGGCCCGGCCGGCCAGACUGCCCAGGGCGAGGGGGCGCAGGGAAGGAGCGCCUUCCCGCCGGCUUCCCUCCCCUCACUCGCCCGCCGAUGGGCCGAGGCCGGCCUGCCCGCCAUCACCGGGCAGGCCCUGGCGCCCUCGCCGCGGGGCCAGUCCGCCCUCGGCUCGGGGGGCUCCUCGGUGCAGCAGCCCGGUCCCGCCUCACCCACUCCUCGCCGCUCCGAAGGGGCAGGAAACGGGAGUAGCAUGUCUGUCCUGGGCUCGGCUCCCCCGGGGGAGCUCCGGGCUCUUGACAAGGGAGUCCACAGGAUUAUUGUGGAGUCAAAUGGACUAAUGAGCAGCUUCCUUUGGAAGCUGGAAGAUAAUAUAUUUAGAAAGGAUUGGGACUUCCCUGGUGGCGCAGUGGUUAAGAAUCCGCCUGCCAGUGCAGGGGACAUGAGUUCGAGCCCUGGUCCGGGAAGAUCCCACAUGCCGCGGAGCAACUAAGCCCAUGUGCCACAACUACUGAGCCUGCACUCUAGAGCCCGCGAGCCACAACUAUUGAGCCCGCGUGCCACAACUACUGAAGCCCGCACGCCUAGAGCCCGUGCUCCACAGCAAGAGAAGCCACCGCAGCGAGAAGCCCGGGUACUGCAAUGAAGAGUAGCCCCCACUCGCCGCAACUAGAGAAAGCCCACACGCAACAACGAAGACACAACGCAGCCAAACAAUAAAUAAAUAAAUUUAUAUAUACAUAAGAAAGAAAGAUUGCUGGUUCUACUAUUUCUUUUUAUUUAUUUUCCUACAAGAAGGAUUUGUUUUGUUACUGAGUACCUUGUGCUUAACACUAAAUUAAGGGCUUGGAUGGAAAAAGGAGAUUUGAAAAUUUAGAAAGCUUGGCUUUUACCCUUGCAGGCUUUGUAUCAUGGAGGAGAUGCCAUGAAGAUAUGACAUACUAAGAGAACGUUUGUCAUUACAGUGAAUCACUGGAAGAUAAUGUAGACAAUAAGAACUCGGUAUAGAAUUCCGCUUGGCUGUAGGCCCCAUGGGGCAGGAAGUUUUGUUCAUUUUGUUCAUGUUCACUGAUGCAUGCCCAGUGCCUAGAACAGUGCCAGGCAGAGUCGGCACUUACUCACUCUUUGGUGUUUAUUGAAUCAAUGAAGAAAGCAGUGAUGCUUCUGAGGGACAGAAGAGUGUGAAGGCUGCAGGGCUUUGAACGCUUGCAGAAAAGUUUGAUUUUGACAGAGUAAGAGAGGCACAUGUGUUCUGGAGCAGAGUGUUGAUGUAAUACCAAUUGUUCCAGGUAAACUGUUCCUGCAGCUGUCACUUCAACUGGAAUAGAGGUGAUAGAAACUAAAACCCCUACUACUGCAAACCGAGCCAGAAUGUAUGUUUGCAAAUCUUAGGCCAAGUACUUCACCCUCUUUAUUCCAGCUUCUCUUGUAAUCUAGUCUUUCUGUUCUGCUUAUCUCUGCCGUCUCCAGUUUCUGGGUGUCCUCUAUAGAGUCCAUAUCAGACCACAGCUUUUGAUGUAAUAUUAUAAACUUAAUAUCUUCAGCCAACUUUUUUUCAAAACGUCUCUUAAUUAUACUACUGUUCAUUAUCUUUGAAUGUAAUUUUAAAAUGACAAUCUCCUUUUUUCCCAAAAUGCUCGCUAAAUAUUUAAACUGUGAAAUGUAUUCAGUCUUCAUUUUCUUUCUGGCUAAAUCUAUUUUUACCCUCUCUUGGGGACUGCAAGAAAUUAUUGACUGCGUUUAAGGUGAGAUUUCCAUGUUAUAUUUUUUGCAGCUAUACUUGAUUUGCCACAGCUUAGAGUUCAUGUUUUGAUUUGGUCAUAAUUACUAGAUCUGCUACUACUGUUGAUCUAAUUCUCUUCUUAUUGGUAAGCUGCAUAUCCUUAGUUAACUUUCUAUUCCUGUAUAAUUUUAUUGGUAUAAGGAAUGUGGGAGAUACUAGAUCUAUACCUUAGUCCUUUAUUAUUGAAACUGCUUACAAGAUUUACACAUCAAUGUUUUUAAUGCAUAUGUUUAUA